GUUGCAGAAUUCCCUUCCCUUUUAAGCCAGAGUGACAUUCCCUGUGUGGACAGACCACCUUUUGCUUAUCCAUUCAUCGACUGAUGGUCGCUUGGGUUGCUCCCACAUUUAACGAUUGUGAAUGGAGCUACUGUGAACGAUCAAAGAACCCUGAUCUUAAAUGGACAAAAUUUACCCUGUGGGGCUUUUUAGCCUAAGUCAUCCCUGCUUCUCAGGCGGGUGAGCAUGCUGGGUGCUGACCAAGGAAGGAAGACCAGUUAGGAGAAGCCACAGCGGUCUGCAGCGGUCUGAUAUGCAGCCCUGGCCAGAGAGAGGCUGGGCUGCAUGCCAGAUGCCAUUGUGUUCAUGGCCUCGUUGCUGGCACGCAAGGGUUAAGAGCUGGGCAUCCGAGUCUCACAGAUCUGGAUGGCGAUCCUGGUUCCAUCUGUUCCCCAGAUGUGACCCCGCCGCCCUAUCGCUGAAGCAGGCCCCCCACCCCAGGCCCAGCAUGCGCCUGUCGGUGCGGAGGGUGCUGCUGGCAGCCAGCUGCACUCUGGCCCUGGUGUUGGCCUUCCAGCUGGGGCAGCAGGUGCUGGAGUGCCGUGCAGUGUUGGAGGGCCCGCGGAGCCCUCGGCGGGCCAUGCGGCCGGAGCAGGAAGAGCUGGUGAUGGUGGGCACAGACCACGUGGAGUACCGAUACGGCAAGGCCAUGCCGCUCAUCUUUGUGGGCGGCGUACCCCGCAGCGGCACCACCCUGAUGCGCGCCAUGCUGGACGCCCACCCCGAGGUACGUUGUGGCGAGGAGACGCGCAUCAUCCCCCGCGUGCUGGCCAUGCGCCAGGCCUGGUCCAAGUCUGGCAGGGAGAAGGUGCGGCUGGACGAGGCAGGCGUGACUGAUGAGGUGCUGGACGCUGCCAUGCAGGCCUUCAUCCUGGAGGUGAUUGCCAAGCACGGUGAGCCAGCCCGCGUGCUCUGCAACAAGGACCCCUUCACGCUCAAGUCCUCCGUCUAUCUGUCGCGCCUGUUCCCCAACUCCAAGUUCCUGCUGAUGGUGAGGGACGGUCGUGCCUCCGUGCACUCCAUGAUCACCCGCAAGGUCACCAUCGCCGGCUUCGACCUCAGCAGCUACCGUGACUGCCUCACCAAGUGGAACAAGGCCAUAGAGGUCAUGUAUGCGCAGUGUAUGGAGGUGGGCAAGGACAAAUGCCUGCCCGUGUACUACGAGCAGCUGGUGCUGCACCCCAGACGCUCCCUGAAGCUCAUCCUUGACUUCCUCGGCAUCACCUGGAGCGAUGCCGUCCUGCACCACGAGGACCUCAUUGGCAAGCCUGGGGGUGUCUCCCUGUCCAAGAUUGAGCGAUCCACAGACCAGGUCAUCAAGCCUGUGAACUUGGAAGCGCUGUCCAAGUGGACUGGCCACAUCCCUGGGGACGUGGUGAGGGACAUGGCCCAGAUUGCCCCCAUGCUGGCUCGGCUGGGCUAUGACCCCUAUGCAAACCCCCCCAACUACGGCAACCCUGACCCCAUUGUCAUCAACAACACACACCGGGUCUUGAAAGGAGACUAUAAAACACCAGCCAAUCUAAAAGGAUAUUUUCAGGUGAACCAGAACAGCACCUCUUCCCACUUAGGAAGCUCAUGAUUUCCAGAUCUCUGCAAAUGGCUUUGUCACCAGGAGAAGAAACUUGGCAUUCGAGUGGAAAUCGGACCUCUAAUCCAAGCAUAUUGCUUGCCAUUAAUCACCAAAACAGGACUGCUAACGAGCAAUGAAUUUGCCUAUGUUUGCAAAAGCUGAAUCACUGAACACCUACCUUGAAACGCUCUAUCUUUGGACGCUUGUGGGUAGAGAUCAAAGAGUGUGGAAGUAUUCCAGCUUUUGAAAUUUUAGGUAUUUUGUAUUUUUUCCCUUCAAGAACUUUUUUUAAAGAAAUGGAUUUGCCAUUUUCCUUUAUUUGCAGGACUGCCUUGGUGGCUUUGUUUGCUGGGACAAGGCCCACAGUUUGUGCCUCUCCUGUUGACCCUUACUUUUGAAUUCAAAGAAUCUAUUUAAGAAUUUAAUAUAUGAGGCUUUCUUUGAUUCUUCCUCAGUUCUACUCCAGUUUCACAGCAAAAAAUACAUAUAUAUUAUUUGAAUAAAGUGAACAGGGGCUCA
Molecule: messenger RNA, 2131 nt
Organism: Manis javanica (Malayan pangolin)
Lineage: Eukaryota; Metazoa; Chordata; Mammalia; Pholidota; Manidae
Source: RefSeq, a predicted model, not a curated record